AUGACUAAGUCUAUUUUAAAUUGCCGCCUCUUUACCGUUUUCCUCCUUUCCAACCUGUUCAUCCUUGCCCUCGGUCAGGGCAAACAGUUCAUCACAGGCCCUUGCACAAGCGACGCUGACUGCGCUUCUGGAUGCUGUGGGUUUAACUCUGGUGUUUGCGCAGGUCCCGUUGUUGCGCAAGAACGUGAUGGUGGGUGCGGGUUCGGCGAUGCCCAGCCGAACGAUAACGCAGCUGUCGCCUUCCGCGACCAAGGAUCUGGCAACAACGGAGCCCAAGGCAACAACGGAGGCAAUAACGUCAACAACAACGUUGCCGGUGCCUCAGGGCAAGGCGGAGUCUCCCCCGGAACACAAUUCAUCACAGGCCCAUGCACAAGCGAUGCAGACUGCGCGUCUGGCUGCUGCGGGUUCAACUCUGGUGUUUGCGCCGGUCCCGUCGUCGCGCAGGAACGUGACGGUGGCUGUGGAUUUGGCGAUGCGCAGCCCAAUGACGAUGCCGCGCGGGCGCUGCAGGGAAAGAGGAGGAGCGUGGCAUUUAACGCCUAA
Molecule: messenger RNA, 546 nt
Organism: Histoplasma mississippiense
Lineage: Eukaryota; Fungi; Ascomycota; Eurotiomycetes; Onygenales; Ajellomycetaceae
Exons: 2
Coding region: 1-546 (181 amino acids)
Source: RefSeq, a predicted model, not a curated record